This is a messenger RNA of Tetranychus urticae (two-spotted spider mite), 2291 nucleotides long. The record is from RefSeq and is a predicted model, not a curated record. Lineage: Eukaryota; Metazoa; Arthropoda; Arachnida; Trombidiformes; Tetranychidae.
GAAUCGGUUGAUGUAUUAUUUUUUACUUGUAUGUUUCAAAAACGAAAACAAUUUAUUGAUUAGUUUAUAUUUUGUUAAAUAAUGUGGAGCCGAUUAAAUUAUUUGUUAACCCAGUGAAUAUAAACAGUGAACAGAUGAAGAUCAAAAAGUUGAUAGACUCUUUUGGCUUUCGAAAUCCACCCUGGAUUUGAAAGAAACGAGAGGAAGAGGUGACAAACAAGUGCAAACAUGAAAAAAAUAGAACUCAACUCCUGUAUUAUAUGUUAAUACUUUACUUAUUUUUAAUUUAAUUUGUAUUCAUCUGGCUUUUUAUUUUUCCACCUUAUCUACAUCAAUCUCUUCCUCUCCCUAUUCAUCUUUAUUUUCAUCGUUUUACUUCACUUUUAACCCAAAACCCUUUAUAUUUUUGUGUCUACUUUUUUGGUUCUGUUUUAUUUCUCAUGGUUUUAAUAUGUGCUCUUUGAUCUUAGAUUUAAGAUUUUAUCUUUAAUCAUUCCUCCUUGUUAAAUCUGCCUAUGUAUCUCUACAAUUGGGAGAUUGCUGAUCUAGUUGACCUGUUAUUGUUUAUGAAUCUGUGCAAUUUAAUAUCAAACAAUUGGCGCUUACCAGAUACGCAUUUAUCUCUCUAUACUCAUUGCUGUUACCGUUGAAUAUCUUUGAAACACACACAUCAAAUCACAAUUAUGGUACCGGUGUCAAAUCGAAGUUAUCAAGGAUAUUUAAUUUUUGUUAAAAGUCAUAUUUAUAAGCUGAUAGCUUGUUUACUACUUUUGUUGAUAUUUAUGCAAUACUUAGCUGACUUUAUGAUAACGACCCAACGGUUGAUACAAUCGUCCGCCUCUAUAUCAUCAUUAUCAUCAACCAUCAAAUGGCCUCUAGUUAUGUCAGCAAUUAAUCACAAUAAUAGUAUAUUUAAUCCGACUUUGAAAGAUCGUCGUUUGAGCUCAACAUUAAAUGAGCAACAUCAACUACAACAACAGCAACUACUAUUACAACAACAUUCACAAAUUCAGAAUAGUAUACAACGAUUGAAUUCAAAUUUUAAAUUACCACCAUCACCUUCAUCUUCAUCUUCAUCUAAUGUCAAUGUAAAUGCCAGUGCCUCUGAAUCAACAUUUUCAUCAAAUAAAUUUGAUCUACCUGUAACAAACAACUAUUUAACCAACGCUAGUCAACUGGAAUUGUGUCCUUUAAUCCCUCCUAAAUUGGUUGGCCGUUUGAAGGUUAUGACCGAGAUUCUUGAUUGGGCACAUUUAGAAGAACAAUUUCCCGAUAUUGAGACCGGUGGUUGUUUUCGUCCUAAAAACUGUAUAGCACGCCAAAAAGUCGCCAUCAUAGUACCUUAUCGUGAUAGAGAGCUUCAUUUACGAAUUUUGAUACACAAUCUUCACCCGAUGCUUCAACGUCAACAAAUUGAUUACUGUAUCUAUAUAAUAGAGCAGAUGAAAGAUACUAUGUUCAAUAGAGCCAAAUUGUUUAACAUUGGAUUUAUGGAAGCGUCCAAGCAAAAAGAUUAUGAUUGCUUUAUUUUCCAUGAUGUUGACUUAGUUCCUGAAGAUGAUAGAAAUCUUUAUAGAUGUGCUGAACAACCAAGACAUAUGUCAGUUGCUAUCAAUACUAUGAAGUACAAACUUCCUUACAAUGGCAUCUUUGGUGGUGUAAGCGCUCUCUCUAAGAAACAAAUGAUUGCUCUCAAUGGAUUUUCAAAUGAAUACUGGGGCUGGGGCGGUGAAGAUGAUGAUAUGUCUCAUCGUAUCAGUUAUCAUGGAUUCCGAAUUACCCGUUAUCCUGAGACAAUUGCUCGAUACUCCAUGUUGAGGCAUCCAAAAGAAACACCAAAUCCGGACAGUUUGCUUUUUCCUAUUCUUGGAGUUUCAUUCUGUUACGGAUUUUUACAAGGGUUUAAAUUGAUUCUUGCCACCACCAUCAUGAUUAUUACUGUAAAUGAGUCACAAUUAUAAUAUUAAAUUUGGGUAAAAGGGUGUGUUACUUUCAACAUCCUUGUUAAAAGAUAAAUGAGUGAAGAUGGAAACAAGAAAAAGGUUAAAACAAGAUUUGAUCAAGUCUAUAUGUUUAAACAUGAUGGAAGACUAAAUCACUUAUUUUCUUGUAGUUUAUUGUAACUUUAUGAUAAAUUGAUUGCUGGUUGAUUGUUAGUCUGUUUUAAGUUGAUUACAAGUAUCUCCACCCUUGAUCACCAUCAUCACCACCAGACAAAAAAAAGUUGAUGUCAUUCAAUGUGGUGACUUAAUCGUAUUAGUUUUUUGUCUCUGUCUUAACUGAUUCAUUCC